Aspergillus versicolor CBS 583.65 is the source of this 1266-nucleotide messenger RNA. RefSeq names its product U2 snRNP complex subunit CUS2. NCBI's taxonomy places the organism in Eukaryota, Fungi, Ascomycota, Eurotiomycetes, Eurotiales, Aspergillaceae. The transcript has 6 exons. Gene Ontology annotation, molecular function: RNA binding. The record is from RefSeq and is a predicted model, not a curated record. Gene Ontology annotation, biological process: mRNA splicing, via spliceosome. Bases 1 to 1266 code for a protein of 421 amino acids. Gene Ontology annotation, cellular component: U2 snRNP; U2-type spliceosomal complex.
AUGGCGCUGCAAGAACCCAAGCACGAUGCGACCAACUCCCCGGCCCCAUUCAGCACCUUUCCCCAAGAUCCUUCGGACUUCGACAGUGACCCUCGAAUCUCCUUCUCCAAGUUGGACGACAAAUUUAUUUUGGAAACAGAGGAUGGACAGGAAUAUAGCUACGAUACGAUAUUGAAGCGAUGGAUUCCGACGGUGUUCCGCGUGGAUUUUGGGUGGAUCGUGAAACUGAUUGCUGGUUGGCGCCGCUUUGCGCCUGUGGUUGUCCUCCAGGUCGAUGAUGACUUGCUGAAACAACAGCAAGAAGCCUACAGAACUCAGGGGGUGGACGACGAUGAGCAAGAAAGUGCACAACAGCUCAAAAAGAAGCGGAAGCAACAUGGGAACGGAGAGGGUGACUCACAAAAGGCGAAGAAGCAGCGCGUUAAUACCGCAGUGUACGUUACGUCUGUUCCCCUCGAUGCGGAGUUUGAAGAAAUUCGAGAUAUCUUUUCGAGGUGUGGCGUCAUCGCCGAGGAAAUUGACAGCGGGCGGCCGCGCAUCAAGAUGUACACGGAUGAUGAUGGGAAAUUCAAAGGCGAGUUACUUGUUGUUUACUUCCGGCCGGAGUCGGUCAACCUGGCAAUUCAGAUGCUGGAUGACUCCGACUUUAGGCUGGGUGUCACAGGGCCACAAGGACCCAUGCGAGUUCAAGCUGCAGAUUUCUCCUUCAAGAGCCAACAAGAGGCACCAACAAAGACCAACAUGCGGGAUAAGAAGAAGAUAAUCAAGAGGACCCAAAAACUGAAUAACAAACUCACUGAUUGGGAUGACGAUGAGCCCGCUGCAUUGGUGGAUACAAACUCCAGAUUCGAGAAGGUUGUGAUACUCAAGCAUAUGUUUACACUUCAAGAGUUGGAUGAGGACCCUGCAGCUAUCCUUGAUAUCAAGGAGGAUAUCCGUGACGAGUGUUCUAAGCUUGGGGAAGUUACAAAUGUCGUCCUCUACGAUAAGGAAGAAGCAGGCGUCGUUAGCGUUCGAUUCUUGAACCCAGAGUCAGCAAAAGCUUGCGUGAAUCUUAUGAAUGGCCGCUUCUUCGGAGGAACAGCCGUCGAGGCGUAUAUCUCAGAUGGAAGCGAGCGCUUCCGCAAAUCCAACGAGAAACGCGCAGCGCUCGAAGACCUGGCUGAAAGGGGAUUCGAUGCUGAGGAUGAGGACGAAAACCAACGAUUGGAUGAAUUUGGCACCUGGCUAGAGAGCUCGCACCAGGUGGAAAAUACGGCUAAAUGA